This is a messenger RNA of Peromyscus maniculatus bairdii (prairie deer mouse), 514 nucleotides long. The record is from RefSeq and is a predicted model, not a curated record. Lineage: Eukaryota; Metazoa; Chordata; Mammalia; Rodentia; Cricetidae.
GAAGAACGUGAGUGAGCCUGAGACGGGAGAAGGUGAGAGAGCCAAGCGGAAAGGCGGACGAACGUGGAGCGGGGCUUGGGCUCUCCCCUUCGCAGAUAGUGGGAGGAGCCGGCCACCAGCAAGCUCUUUCCUUUCGCCGCUGCGUCCGCAGCCAUGAGUAUGCUCAGGCUGCAGAAGAGGCUUGCCUCUAGCGUCCUCCGCUGUGGUAAGAAGAAGGUCUGGUUGGACCCCAAUGAGACCAAUGAAAUCGCCAAUGCCAACUCCCACAGCCUGUAUCUGAAGGUCAAGGGGAAUGUCUUCAAAAACAAGCGGAUUCUCAUGGAACACAUCCACAAGCUGAAGGCAGACAAGGCCCGCAAGAAGCUCCUGGCUGACCAGGCUGAGGCUCGCAGGUCUAAGACCAAGGAAGCCCGAAAGCGCCGGGAGGAGCGUCUCCAGGCCAAGAAGGAGGAGAUCAUCAAGACGCUGUCCAAGGAGGAAGAGACCAAGAAAUAAAGCUUCCCUCCUGUCUGUA